Podarcis lilfordi (Lilford's wall lizard) is the source of this 7493-nucleotide messenger RNA. The record is from the annotation of a GenBank genome assembly. Lineage: Eukaryota; Metazoa; Chordata; Lepidosauria; Squamata; Lacertidae.
AUGCGCGCACGCGCCAAGAGAGGCUCAGGUUAGUCCCCGCCUCAGGUUAAGGCAGGCUAAGCUGAGGGAAAGGAGGAGGAGAGUGUGAGGCGACGGUGGGUUGGCCGGCGGAGUCCGGAGACGGCGGGGCUGAAAGGAGCCUGGUAGCUGUGGGAUGGCCGGCGUGGCACGGCUGGCGCAGAGGGAGCGAGCCGGGAGCCACCUCGCUGCGCCUCCCCGGCGCCCCUGAAGGAGAGGCGAUGCGCUGACCAGAAAGGUAAGGGGCCGGGUGGGCGAGGGGCUAAGAGGCCUGUUGUUGUUUAUUAUGAGUAUCCCCUGAGGAAGGCAGAACAAGGCGAAGCUAAAAUAAAAAUGGAGCGGCCCCCCCAACAACCUCACGCCCUUGGUUGCGGGUUCAGAGAGACUCGUGACAAGUGGUCGUGGGAACCCGGUGCGAGGCACUCGGUGUUCAGCGCGGCGGCUGGGAGGUCUUUGCUCCGCUUGCGUGUCGAGGGAGAGAUAAUUCAUCAGAAGACGGGAAGCCAUGCUAGGGGGGCUGGAAUAGGGAGGCAAGUAAGUGCGGGCUUUAAAACAGCCGUUUUAAACGUGUGAGUGGUAAGUGAGAGGUAAGUGGGAGGGAGAUAUUGCAGCCAGGGUGGCAGGAGAAGGGCUUUCACUUGAUAAGAAAGAGGGGCAGGGCUCGUGCCACCUUCAUGCUCACAACAACCCGUGUCGACUGGAAGUUGUCAUUAUUUAUUAAACUUCUAUACCACUGGGCGGUUUGCAAAAAAAUACACACCAAAGUGCAUAGUAUCAAGUUGCUCCAGUUGGUGAGGAGGAUAGUAAUCCUUACCUUUCGCUUUCGCACAUUGGCUUCCUUCCAGACGUAGACGCUGCUGCGUAGGGUUGUAGAUCUCAUAUUGCCUGGUUUAAAAACAAAUAAAAAGUGAAAAGUUCCAGGCCUGGUCCUAUUGGGGCAACUUGGGAAGGGUCUCGGGACGCAGAGCGGCCGUGACGCGCCUCUUUUGCUCACCCGGUAAUUUCACCCUCUUGCCAAAGCGGAUUAUACGCAGGAGAGGUUGGUCGGUAGGCGCAAUGGUUUGAUCCGAGGGAACGAUCGCUUUGGGCAGGUGGGAAGAGGCCGACCCUACCUAAUUGCGGGGACGGGCAGAGGAGUUGUUGUUUAGGGGGAUUCAGAGCUGCCUGGGCCACGUUGCGCGGAUUGGAAACCGCGGCGUGGGCAUCAUGGCACGCGCGGGCGCAUUUGGUCACCGGUUGUAGGAUUGCGUGGCGGGGAGAGGAAGUGGGGAGCAGCUGGGUGGCGUCUCUGUAGCGGGGGCAAGGCAUAGUAGGGUUGGGUGCGUGGCUACACCCUGUAGGGGAGAGGGAAUCCCCCUGUGGGGCGGGAAAGGGAUCUUACGGAUUUUAAAGUUGCUGGGAGAGGGAGAUGCCGGCCUAGGCCUGGCAAAACGCGGCGAGGGGAAUUUUCCUUCCUUUCUCCCCACCCCCCCUUCCUCCAUCGAUCUCCUUCUGGCUGCUGAAGCUGCUUCCCGUUUUCCUGGCGCCACCCUCCGGCUUUGAGCCGCUCCCGGAGAAGCGACUCGGCCGCCCCAGGCGGAAUUAGAGUGUCCGGCAUUGUGAAGUCACUGGGGACCGAGGGCGGCGAGGGAGGCUGCCCGCGAGCUCCGCCUGGGGGGAAGCGGCCCGAGCUCGGGGCUGAUUCCCGGCUUCCUUCCUGCAGGAAUGUAGGGUUGAUAUAGGGGGCGGGGGAUCAAGCUCUGUGCACGGGGACUCGCUUCCCCCAAGGGGCUUCUCGCUGGGGUGAGAACGGGGCGGGCGCCGCUGGCUUUGUGUGUAUACGGGGUGGUGGGUGGGGCAGGGAGGGGGAGCUCCCGGGUGGGAGGGCGGCGGCAGCAAGGGGCAGAUGAACUGGAGACAAGGCCAUAUAGACAGAGAGGGAAUUGGGAAGAUCCCAAGGAGGUAUUCAGAUGUUGCCUGGCCGAAGGGCUGCUUGCUGUGGUUUGAAAUGUUGAGAGGGCACAGCUGCCUUAUUGCUGGGGGCGUUGGAGAGAGGAAAGUGCAAGUGUAGUACUGACUGUACUGGCUAUAUUAUCAUGUAUCUCAUUACUAGUCUGACCAGGGCAAGUGAAGAUGAGCGGUAUCUUCUUUUCCUUGUUUAGCUGCUGCCUUUUACUGGCACCAGAAGAGUAAUGUUUGGGAAGCAGAUGGCACUAUCAUCUUUAAUUUUCUUCCUCAGUGCAUCAGCUACUUUGUUCUGCCUCGCCUGUGAUGUCUAAUGACAAAGGAAAGAAAACCCUCUUCUUGGUGUGCAUAUGAUUGGGCGGGGGGGCAGGAGAGGCUCAUGAAACAUACUGUUUAUUGCUUUAGUUAAAAUGCAUAGGAUCAAGCCGUUAGUGUGUGACAGUAAACAAAAUUCUAGGAGAUACCCUUUAAAAAUAUUUUUUAGAAAAGAUCCAGAGAUGUCAUGCUUUUUAAACUGUCAUUUCAUGAAACUCAAUGGGACAUACAUAGGGUAAGUCCUCUUUUGUUUGUGGACAGGUAUUUCCAAGACUAGAUGUUGGUAAAAAGUGAAAUGUUAGGUCUUUGUAGAAUUAGAGCAGAAAAGUUGAAUUUUCAAAAUAUUGACUAACAAGCAGACAUGUAUUUCAAGCAUCAGUUAUAUUUGAUUGUAUCUUUGCAUUAUUUCUAGCUCUGUUGGAACUGGAUGAAGAAAAAGUAUGGAUAUGGGUAACCAACAUCCUUCCAUUAAGAGGCUACAAGAAAUACAGAAAGAAGUCAAAGAGUUUGAGUCACAAGUAAUAUCCUUCAGUGGUCUGUCUAGUGACAGAGCUUACAAGAAACUAGAGAGAGUUUUGACUAAACAACUUUUUGAAAUCGAUUCUGUGGAUGCUGAAGGCAGAGGUGAUGUUCAGCAAGCCAGGAAGAGGGCUGCCCAGGAAACUGAAAGACUGCUUAAGGAACUGGAGCAGAAUGCAAACCACCCCCAAAGGUUGGAGAUUGAAUCCCUGUUUAAUGAAGCACAAUCAUUGGUGGAACAAGAAAUCACAGCUUUUUACAAAGGAGGCAAUUGUGUAACUGAGGAAUUUGAAGAAGGUAUUCAAGAUAUCAUCUUUAGGCUCACUCAGGUGAAAACUGGAGGGAAACUCUCUCUACGGAAAGCCAGGUAUCGCACUCUGACCAAAGUGUGUGCUGUUCAAGAAAUUAUAGACAGUUGUACAAAGCAGCAGCCUUCACUGCCAUUGUCCAGUGAUGCACAUCCUUCUGUCUCUAAGAUUAAUUCUGUCAUGGUUGAUGUGAACAAAGCGAAAGGGACCCUUAUUGCUGUUUUAAUGGGAGUAAAUAACAAUGAGACCUGUAGACAUUUAUCUUGUGUGCUCACUGGCCUGAUUGCUGAUCUGGAUGCCUUAGAUGUAUGUGGCCGUCCAGAAAUAAGGAACUACCGUAAAGAAGUUGUGGAGGAGAUCAAUAAAUUGCAGAAAUACCUGGAUCUUGAAGAAGAAGCUGAUGCUACUUCUGCUUAUGACUUGGCACAAAACAGGUGCAUUAUAAAAAUUGAGGAAAUCCGCAAAAAGAUGAAAGAGAUUCAUGCUUCUCUUUUAAAAGUAGAGAGAGCUUCAGAUUUAUACCUGAAGUCAAAAGCAGAACUGCAAGGGUUAAUUGCACAGUUGGAUGAAGUGAGUCCAGGCAAAAAUCCUUGUAUCCGAGAAGCCAGGAGGAGAGCAGUGAUAGAAGUACAAACCCUCAUAACAUAUAUUGACUUAAAGGAAGCACUUGUCAAGCGACAAAUGUUUGCAGAGCAAACAGAAGCAGAACCCGCAUCACAUAAAGCUGUUUGGAAUAUUCUUGGAAACGUGUCCCAAAUUCAGCAAGAGGUGCUGUCUUUCGAUGGAAACAGAACUGAUAAGAACUACAUGAGACUAGAGGAGCUCCUCACCAAACAACUUCUAGCACUUGAUGCUAUAGACCCACAAGGGGAUGAGCACUCAAAAGCAGCCAGGAAGCAGGCAGUGAAGCUUGCGCAGAAUAUUCUUUACUACUUAGACAUGAAAACAGAUGAAUGGGAAUAUUAAAUAACAGAGGUCUUGUGCUGGACAUUGCUUUCUCUCUUGCACUUUACGUCGACCAAUCUCCCAUAGACGACACAAGACCAAAAGUAUAUUUGCUCAUCACUUACAGGCCACGUAAAUGUUGGACUGAGCUAUGCUGCAGCUGUCUUGUGUUGUCGCAGUCGGGCAAUGACAGCAAUCAUGCCAUUUGUGUUAGUUUUGGUCACAGCCAUCUUUCCCCCAUGAUUUGUGAUGAAGUGUUGCAGAACUGCCAAACCAUCCUGUAUAGCAUUCUUCUACACAGUGAGAGAAUGCUAUCUGUCCAACAUGUUUUCUUUAAGGAGUCAAAGUGAAACUGAUAAAGAGAAGACAAAGAGCUAAUGUCUGUUAGCCAUAAACCACCUUAGCUGUCACAUUUUUCUGCCACUGCACAGUUACAAUCCAAAGGAUUAAAUGCAAAUUGGUCAUGGCCUUUUUUGUAUGUGCAUUUGAUUUAGUCUCGCUGAUCUCUUGCCUAAGGUUUGGCUUGAUUACAUACAGUGUUUAAUAGUUAGGGCCUAAUAUAGGAUUGUGUGUAGUAACAGUUUUUGCACUUAGGCAUAAACUGCAGGCUGCAUUUUGAAGCAAUGUACUGAUUCAUAUAGGCGUAGGUUGUUUGCAGUUACACUAUGACUAGUCAUUCUGAAAGCAGUUUUCUGUUUUUAAACCAGGGCUGACAGCAUUGGCUGGAAAAAAUUCUAUAUGUAUGUUGUUGAAAAACCAAUAAAAUACAGCUUUUGAAGAAUUAAGCUGAAUUCUUCAAUAGUCAAGAGACACCUCCCUUCACCCCUCCCCCCAAAAAAUCUGGACUCUUAACGGUUGUAGAACUACUUUAGCCAAAUUUUGUGAUGUCUAAAAUAACUUGCUUCCUGACACACUGGGCAGCUUCUAAAUGACUCCUUUGCAUUUUUCUGGUUUGAAUGAAAUUAUUACAGCUUUUGGCAUGAUAAAAAAUGAAGUAAGUGCUUUUACACAUGAAUUUGGCCGGAAACCAUUAGUGUUCGUCACAGUUUCAUGUGUUGCUGAUACGCUCCAAAUCCUUCUGGACUUAGUUCCUUUCAGUUAUUUUGGUGAGCUAUGAUAGUAUCCUUAGCUAUGUGUGAUGGCAAGAUGUUUGUACUUAUAUGCCUUAGAUGUGUGUGGUCUGCUAUACUUAUAUAGUUUUGAAUCUUUCAGGUAGUUGGAAUGGCAAACACUUCGAAGUGUUUCUAUUUUUGAUUGAAGCAUAGUUGUCUAUUGUGUUAGCUGUAUUGAUUUAGUUGCAUGUAUUGUAUCAUUUGGUAAUUGCUGCUAUGUGUUUCUUUCUCCUCUGCCCCCGCCCCAUUAACCCAAUGAAUUCCCUGAAUCCUUAGAGGAGCCUUACAACUUAGUAACUGUCAGAUCUUAUUAUGUCUGACCAUAUUCCUAAAUAAACUGAACUCAUGUUCAGUGUAGAUUGUAUGCUAUCCUGUUAGUGGUUUUGGGAAGAAGAAACCAGCAUCAAUCAAAGUAUUUGUAGAGUGCAUUCUUAGUCGCAUGCAGAAAUCAGCAGUAGAUAGAAAUAAGUUGUAAAAGAAGUAACCAGAGUUUCUCAGAUAGCUCCUGUAAACAAAAUUGCUGACUUAUGGAAGAUUAUUUCUUUGAAAUGGCUUAUAAAUGUAGAUCUUGGAUUUGUAAAUAGAGUUUCAAUAUGCAAUUAAAAGAAGCAAGGCUAUCCUUAGGAGACGUGCCUUUUUAAGCGACACUUGAAUUUACAGCACCUUAUAGCCACGACUAGCUGCUUCAUGCUGCUUCCCAGUGAAGUAGUCUACCCUUCAGACUGCUUCUACCCUUCAGCUCUAAUAUGGAUAAAAAAUAUUCCUCCACAUCUGCAGGACAAGAAGCUUGUUCAAAGCUUGGUGUUACCUCUUUGUGUUUAUAGGCACUUACUUAGCAAAUUUUUGUCAAGGAAAUUUAUGGAUUCAGUUUCAGUCUAGGUUAAAUAGAACCCAAUGCUAAACAAUAGACUUGUUGGAUCCUUCGCCAUGAAUGUCUUUCCUUUGCCCUUUUCUGCUUUUUUCCAGUUUGAGUCCUUAAUGAAUUGGUUAGCAUCUAUAACUAAAAGUAGUUCACUUUCAGUAGGUUCUUUUAGCCAUAAAGGUUUUGAACCUAAGUGGUGUGCAUAUAGAGUUCCCAUGUGCCUUGGAUUCCCCAAGUCACUUUAUUUUCAAAACAUGCAUGUUUCCCCUAUUCCCCUUUGCAUACACUGCUGCCCUGACUUCAAAUUCAUUGAUGAAGCUAUUGUUUAUAUGAGAACUUCAGAUGUAUAGAACUCUCAUUGUUUAAGGAGCUCCUGGAUUCGGCUUCAGAUGGAAUGUUUACUUCAGGAGGCGACAACUAAACAAUGCUUAUUAAUGUUUCAGUAACAGAUUCAUGGUACUUAUUUUUUUCUAGUGAUUUCAGCUUUCAUUUUUUUUGUAAACAUACUUAAAUGUUCAUAUAUUACCUGCCAGGGGAAUGCUGCUCUUUAACUAUAGACUCCCAUUAUUUAUACCCAUUCCUAAGAUUUGCUUCUCAUAGUUAUGUAGCAUGUCAUAGGUGCCGAUUUAACAGGAAAUCGUAUGAUGAAGACAUAUUCCAAAAGCUCAACUCCCCCGGUUUUCUUUUUAAAGAAGAAUGCCUAUUUCAUGAUUUCAAUGUACAGCAUUUAAACUUAUGUUAAGAUCUUUGGUACAGUAUAAUUAAUCAGUUUAUGCAUGAAUUAAAAUAGUGAACUAAACAAGCUAAACCAAAAAGUCUGUUAAUGUGGAUUGUAAGAAAUCCUUGUUUUGUGCUUUGAAGAAUGUACUUUUUGUAUUCAAUAUGCAACCAGGCUAGGAAAUAUGCUUUUUUCCAUUUCAGUGGGCUAAAGAUGUUUCCUGCUUUUGAAUUACUCAGUACUGGACCAACUCCGUCUGCAUUUUUAAAGAAAUUAAAAUCUUUUCUGUAUGGAGUGCCAUGACAUUGUAGCAAAAUAAGCAUAGUGAUGUGAUUUUGCUGAAUCUUUAAACAUCAUGAUACUAUUUUUUUUCAGAGUAUGAUUGUAUUGCUUUAGGAAAAGGGUUGAUCCAAGCAGCCUUGUUCUGAUAUAUUUGCCAGCAACCAUGAUCAGUUAUCUUUCCUCUGAUCUGUUGGCUUUAACUCCUCUUUUGCUGUGAUCAACAAACUCUUGAAAUGAGUCCCUGCACUUAAGCUGCUUCUAGGUCCCAGCACUUGGUGGUACAGAUUGUGCUUUUGUUCCUCAUGUUUCUUAAAAUUUAAUUGACAUGUUAGACUUUGUAUAAAUACAGUACUGCUUUUCAGAAAGUGUAUUGACUUCAUUUUUAUGUACAGUAUAGAAUUGUUUUGGUGUGUACAAAUUCAUCAGAUAUUCCUAAUAAAGCAUUUUUAUGCUUUUCUUCUUGAUAAUUC